CUUUCAAGUUAAUGGGUAUCCAUCAAUCAUCACAAAUACAUAAACAAAUGAUUGAGAAAGAGAGAUAUUUUCCCUCUCACAAAUUUGGGAUUAUUCUUUCUUGUUUUCAGUAAUAUUCUGAAUUUGCACUUGUGGGUUUUACUUUAUUUAUGUCCAUUGCCUGCCAGCAUAUAGAUUCUCUCUCUCUGUUGCAAAUCUAGAGCCCGUGAAUGCAUGAAUGUGCUCUGCGAUUUCUCUGCUUUGAUUCUCUCUGCUACUCAUAGAAAGAUUUCCUGCUUGUCAUUUUCUUUACCUCUCCUUUUCAUGGAUGCUCUCUUUUUUGGGGGGUUUUAGGUGAUUUUAGGCAUAAUGCACAUCCGGGUACUCAUAGUCAUAGAUAGUGUUACAUGUGCACACAAUUUAUUCCAUUUUCAAUCUACUCAUUUGGGUAUAAAUAGAGAUUGUCAUCUGGGUAUUCUUCAUUGCAGUACAUCUUCUACUUCCUUGCAUUAGGUGGUCUAAUUUGUGCACUUCCUCGAAGGCAGGACAAUGAGUCGAACAAGCUCUUCAACGGGUUCUGGUAGCAGAACAACUAGAAGGACAGUUGAAUUUGGAAGGACAUAUGUGGUGAAGCCAAAAGGGAGACACCAGGCUACAAUAGUCUGGUUGCAUGGCCUUGGCGAUAAUGGCUCGAGCUGGUCCCAACUCUUGGAAAAACUUGCUCUUCCAAAUAUCAAGUGGAUAUGCCCAUCUGCUCCUACUCGCCCAGUGGCUAUACUUGGUGGAUUCCCUCGCACUGCAUGGUUUGACGUGGGAGAACUUUCAGAAGAUAGUCCUGAUGAUUUUGAAGGUUUAGAUGCUUCAGCAGCGCAUAUUGCAAACUUGUUGUCAACAGAGCCUGCUGAUAUUAAACUUGGUAUUGGGGGUUUUAGUAUGGGUGCUGCAACUGCCCUCUACUCUGCAACUUGUUUUGCCCAGGGAAAAUAUGGAAAUGGGAUCACUUACCCUGUUAACUUGAGGGCUAUUGUUGGUCUAAGUGGUUGGCUUCCUGGUUCAAGGACGUUGAGGAACAAGAUAGAAGGAUCACACGAGGCUGCAAGGCGUGCUGCAUCUUUGCCUAUUUUGCUCUGUCACGGAAUCUGUGAUGAUGUGGUGGCUCAUAAAUUUGGAGAGAACUCCGCACAGUACUUGAGUUUAGCAGGAUUUCGAUAUCUUACAUUCAAAUCCUAUGACGGGCUUGGUCAUUACACGGUCCCUAAAGAGAUGGAUGAAGUCUGCAAUUGGCUACACGGGAGGCUUGGGCUUGAGGGAUCGCGCUGAUGAUAUCAUAGCACACAGAAUUUCAUUUUUCUAGUUUUGACUAGUACGGCUGAAGAAUGAGAAAGGAAAUAACAGUAUUUAAAAGGCAUAUACAUAUUGAUUUAGAGGGUGCAAGGUAUAUGGUAUAGGUAAUCUAAUUCCCGUUUUGUCAUCUCACCGGUCUUACAAUAAGUCUUGGAUAUGUUGCUUUUCCUUUGGCUCCUAGACACCUAUAUUGGUGAUGUUCUAGUCGAAUUCUACUACUUAAGUUAAUUAAGAGCAUUUUGUAUUUUGUAUUUGUUUUUCCCGGUAAUAAUCAAUUUAGAGGGCUAUGGUCUUUUGUGUA
This is a messenger RNA of Camellia sinensis, 1624 nucleotides long. RefSeq lists its product as uncharacterized. Gene Ontology annotation, molecular function: hydrolase activity. Lineage: Eukaryota; Viridiplantae; Streptophyta; Magnoliopsida; Ericales; Theaceae. The record is from RefSeq and is a predicted model, not a curated record.